Daphnia pulicaria is the source of this 1911-nucleotide messenger RNA. Its product is annotated as sialin-like. Gene Ontology annotation, cellular component: plasma membrane. The transcript is spliced from 10 exons. NCBI's taxonomy places the organism in Eukaryota, Metazoa, Arthropoda, Branchiopoda, Diplostraca, Daphniidae. Gene Ontology annotation, biological process: monoatomic anion transport; transmembrane transport. The coding region runs from base 57 to 1517 and encodes 486 amino acids. Gene Ontology annotation, molecular function: transmembrane transporter activity. The record is from RefSeq and is a predicted model, not a curated record.
CUUAAAGAAUCAUUUCAGUGUUCAAGAGACCCUAGUCUUCAUAGGUUUCCAAUAAAAUGAAGGUAAAAGUAGGUGAAGUUGGUGAUCUGCAAGUUGCUGCACCCAGACUUCUAGGAAGCUGUAGAUUGACAGUCAGUCUCACAUGUUUAUUUACUUCGUUCGCCGCUAUCGUAACGACGAUUAACCUGUCAAUGGCGAUUGUUUGCAUGAAUAGACGAACAAAAACGUGUAUUGGAAGUGAAGAGAUCAACAGCAACUCAAGUUUUGGAUUUCCGGAAUUAAACGGAACUUGUAGCGACACAAGAAAGGAUAAACAAAUGUAUUUGGACAAGCCAUCCCAAGGAAUGCUGUUAGGCGCUCUUUAUUAUGGAGUAGUCUCAGCACAGCUGCUUGUUGGUUGGCUAUGUGAUAAAUUUGGAAAAUAUAAACUGCAAAUGGCUCUCGGUUCCGGGUUUUACGGAAUUGCUUCCUUCUUGUCUCCAAUUAUUCUAGAGUUUGCCGGUGUACCUUACUAUUUUGCUCUUCGUGUCCUCAAGGGAGUUGCUACGAGUUUUGCUAUUUCUUCGAUGUUGCCGAUGUUAACUCGCUGGACAACCAUCCAAGAGCAGGGUCUUUUGGUGGGUAUCGCAACUGCCGGUAUUGGUGUAGCUAAUUCAGUUACCUACCCAAUAUCUGGCUUGCUCUGCCAGUAUGGGGGAUGGAAAUCUAUUUUUUAUUUUGGUGGGACUUGUGGUAUGCUGGCAACUUUACUUGUUGUGUGUUUAGUGUACGAUAGCCCAGCUGUACAUCCUCGAGUGGAAGCGGAAGAGAAGCAAUUUCUUCUCUCUUUUCAACUUCAAGGUGAAUCAAAGAAACGACGAGUUAUUCCGUGGGGAAAGAUGCUUCGUUCGGUUCCCGUUUGGUCUAUUAUCAUAACAAAUUUUUUCUUCUUCGCUGUGGUAAAAGGAAUAGUUCUCAACCUACCGAUUUAUGUCAAAGACGUCUUGGAUUUCACAGUUACUGAGAAUGGCAUAUUUUCUGCUAUGCCAUUAGUCGGAGCUCUUGUUCUCCACUUAGUUGCAGGUCCCAUUUUUGAUUACGUUCGGACCAAAAAUAUAUUUUCACCGACCACCGUACGAAAAAUCUUUCAUGUAGUAGGCACCCUUACUCCUGGAGCAUUGAUGUUCAUUUCGAGCCAACUAACACAGGAGCAUAAAUAUUACAUCAUCUCAUUAAUAACCGUUGGCUAUUCUCUUACUGAAUUUGCUGUUAUGGGGGGAUAUAACUUUGCCAUGAUGGAUAUUGCUCCUGAUUAUCUUGGCGUUCUUCAAGGAAUUAAUAAAACAAUUAGUCUAGCUCCAGGUUUUAUUAUUCCGAUGAUCAUAUCGGCUCUAACUCCAAAUGGAUCGGAAGAAGAAUGGGCAAACGCUUUUAUUCUAUUUGGUGCCCUAUAUAUUACUUCGUGUCUGAUUUUUGUGCUGACUGGUAGUGCACAACUUCAGAGCUGGGGUAAAGCAAUAAAGGGUGACAUGAUCUGAGCAAAGGAAUAUUGCAAACAUUUUACUAAUAAUUCCGCAUCGGUAUAGUGAGGGGUCGUUCACAUACUACGUAGUGGGCUUAGGAGGGAGGGGGUCAGACAAAUUACUUCAAAAUACUACGGGGGGAGGGGAGGGGGAGCCCGGGGAUUUGAUACGUAGUAGAAACAAAUUUUCAAAAAUUUUCCAAUUUAAAAAAAAAAUUGUUUUUCCUAAGCUGGCAACGCUGUCUUUGUUUAUUUUUGGCGAAAGCUCAUCUGAGCCAUGAGCUCCUCCUGAGUCAUGAGCAGUCUGUUAUGGUAUUAUUUAUUUUUUUAUUUGCAUCGUUAAUUUUCAAUUGGUCACUGUCAAAAAUGAUACAAAGAAUGCUUACUUUUUUAAUACAGAAAUAAUUGAG